Cryptococcus deneoformans JEC21 is the source of this 1248-nucleotide messenger RNA. RefSeq lists its product as hypothetical. The coding region runs from base 94 to 1236 and encodes 380 amino acids. NCBI's taxonomy places the organism in Eukaryota, Fungi, Basidiomycota, Tremellomycetes, Tremellales, Cryptococcaceae. The transcript is spliced from 4 exons. The record is from RefSeq and is a predicted model, not a curated record.
ACCGACGUUAUCACAUCCGCAUUUGCGUUCGAAAGACAGAUUAAUAUUCCAACACGCAGUAUCCUUGUCUACAGAAGCAGCAAACACGCCACAAUGAGCAUAUUCCCUUUCGGCAAGAAUUUAUGCCCGGCCUGUAGUCACAUGAAAAGGCUGUUUUCUUCGGAAUCCUCAUCAACACGUCCAUCUCGUUCCGUGCUUCUCACUUCCCCAAUAUACAAUCCAUCACCUCAAAGUACUACAGCGCCUCAAACAUGGAUACCUAUGAAGCAAAGGCGGAAAUCUAUGGCGGCUUUAGACCUGAAACCUAAAGAAAAAGAAGGAAAUAAUCCGUGGAGCCAGAUGAUCAGGUCACCAAAGAGAAUGUGCAUUGUCACUCGGCAAACUCUACCUUCAGCUUUCCUCAUCAACCUUCGAGCGACUUACUUCCCUUGCCCCCAAGGAGAGAAUGAGAACAUCCAACUAUUACCGAAUGCUGUCGCAACGCCCAGCUCCAAUAAAAAGGGAAAAGGAAUGUAUGUUUUGUGUCAAAAAGAAACGAUUGAUCGUUUAGUUACCGGUAAAGGCCCUCACCUUUCCACCCUUCGACAAAUACCUCACCUACAAAUCCCUCCUAACCUGACGUCCAUCAUUCACGGCCAACUCCUUUAUCGUAUCCUCUAUGAACUCCGACACAUCUAUCGACGCCUAGAGGCUCUCCCUCUAUGUGGAAAUCGGAAGGACGCCGGGAAAGUCAAAAGUGUUCUGCAGUGGUUAAGCAAGGAGGAGAUUGAAGAUGUCCGGAGCGGAAGAGCUGUUACCGACAAGGAUGUUGUUGCCUUUUUCGACGUAGCUGGCCUUACAACGUCAGCUUCUCCCACCAUCAUACAGGAUAUCCCCGUACCCUCGUCUCUCGCAAACAUCUCACCCGAUGUUCCUUUACUGCCCUUGAAAAUCGACGACGAUCAUCCAGGAGAUAGAAAUACAAGUAAUAUUUUACCUUUGUACAAGCUAGCUUCCCUUUUCCCCUCCGAACUUCAUCCUUUCAUUGGCUGCUCACUCCAGGCGAUCAUUUUGACCGAGAGGCAACGCUUCCCCCCCAAUAGUCAUCUUCUUGACCAGCGUACCCCUUCAGAGGUUUUAGCUCUCAGAACUUUCGAAACAGACGAACACAAUACAGUGCAAGGAAAUCUGGGAACACUGUUGGCUGUAUCUCUUUGGAGACUGGUAUGCUUUCAUGGGCAGGCAUGGAAAGCUUGAAUAGAUAGAGUU